AUCAAGCACCUAGGCAUGCAGACUGCUUCUACAAACAUUUGUAAAAAAAUGGGUCACUCUCAGGAGCUCCAUGAAUUCAAGUGCGGUACCGUCAUAGGUUGCCACCUGUGCAAUAAGUCCAUCUGUGAAAUUUCCUUGUUACUAAAUAUUCUACGGUCAACUGUUAGUGGUAUUAUAACAAAGCUGAAGCAACUGGGAACAACAGCAACUCAAAGUGGUAGGCUACGUAAAAUGACAGAGUGGGGUCAGUGCAUGCUGAAGUGCGCAGAAGUUGCCAACUAUCUGCAGAGUCAAUAGAUAAAGACCUCCAAACUUCAUAUUGUGGCCUUCAGAUUAGCACAACAGUGCAAGGAGAGCUUUGGAAUGGCUGAGCAGCUGCAUCCAAGCCUUACAUCACCAAGUGCAAUGCAAAGCUUCGGAUGCAGUGCUGUAAAGCACUCCGCCACUGGACUCUAGAACAGUAAUUGCAUGCCUGCAUUGGGCCAAGUGUAAAGUUU
Messenger RNA from Staurois parvus, 497 nucleotides. NCBI's taxonomy places the organism in Eukaryota, Metazoa, Chordata, Amphibia, Anura, Ranidae. The record is from the annotation of a GenBank genome assembly.